Molecule: messenger RNA, 6501 nt
Organism: Xiphias gladius (swordfish)
Lineage: Eukaryota; Metazoa; Chordata; Actinopteri; Istiophoriformes; Xiphiidae
Product: complement C3-like
Exons: 42
Coding region: 200-5551 (1783 amino acids)
Cellular component (GO): extracellular region
Molecular function (GO): protein binding; endopeptidase inhibitor activity
Source: RefSeq, a predicted model, not a curated record
GUCAACAUGGGUCAGUGGACGCUCCACAGCGUUUUAUUUCUCCUGCUGCUCUGCAAAUCCGAUGGACAGUCGGACUUUUUAAGGAGGUAACCCUUUUUUACUUCUCCGGUUUCGGCUGACUGGGAGGACAGUUUGUAUCUUUGGAAUUUUGUUUACUAAUGAAUCUGUGUUCUUUACAGAAUCCACCAGCAUAACAGGUAUGUGGUGUGUGUGUGUGUGUGUGUGUUUGUGUGUUCUGAGAUCAUGUACGCCGUUGCAAGCUUUAGUCUCUGACAGUUUAAGUUAUUUUUUUCUGAAUCUGCCCCCCAGGUUUAUAUCAACUGAAAAAUACUUGGGACUCACUGACAAACAAAAACCAAAGGGCGAAGUAAGUUCUACACCAAGGUUCACCGUCCUGGCUCCGGACCUGCUGAGGACCGACAGCCAGGAGAACAUCUACCUGCAGGCCGACGGUCUGACCAAUCCCAUCGCCGUCUCCAUCUCCGUCCGGGACUUCAGUAAGACCAAAACGCUUCUCCAGGACUCUGUCACGCUCAAUUCGGAAAAUGGCUUCCACGCUCUCAAGGCCAUACAGCUUCCCUCGGACCAUUUGGCCCGCGAUGAGAAAAAGAACAAGUUUGUGUAUCUGAGGGUGAACUUCGAGGGCUUCCACUCUGAGGACAGGAUACUGAUGGUGUCCUUUCACUCUGGAUACAUCUUCAUCCAGACGGACAAACCCAUCUAUAACCCCGGAGAUACCGUUCGGUUCAGAGCCUUUGUGUCCUCUCCUUCCUUCAAGGCCUUUGACAGCGCCAUCACAAUAGAUAUCCAGAAUCCAGACGGUGUGGUGAUUAAACAGCUGUUCAGGACUAGAGCUGCGGACGGCGUCCUUGCAGACACAUUUCCUCUCUCUGAAACUGUCAACGAAGGCACGUGGAUGGUGACUGCAAAGUUUGACCACUGGCGGCAGAACACAUUCACCUCCCAGUUUGAGGUGAAGAAAUACAUACUUCCUGCCUUCAAUGUUACCUUGACUCCCAGGAAGUCCUUCCUCAACCUGGAUGACAGCGAACUGGUAGUAGAGAUCUCGGCCAGGUACCUGUAUGGAGAGCCAGUCCAGGGCACGGCCUACGUUGUGUUUGGAGUGAAGAUCAACAAGGAGAUGAGAAGGUUGCCUUCAGUGAAGCAGGUGUCAGACCUGGACGGAGGAGUCGUCACGCUGAGCAUGGAGGAGAUCAAGAGAGCUCACCCCGACGUUAGAUCUUUGGUGGGCAACUCUGUGUACGUCAAAGUCUCUGUGCUCACCCAGUCCGGCAGUGACCUAGUUGAAGCCGAAAAGACAGGGAUCAAAAUUGUGGAUUCUCCCUAUUUCAUAUCCUUCAAAGACGCGCCGAAGUACUUCAAGCCAAGCCUGCCCUACGACUUUGCGAUCCAGGUGAGCCACCACGAUGGUUCCCCGGCCCAUAAAGUCCCGGUCAAGCUGAAUUUGCUGGAGACGCCGCUGAUCGCCACCUUCGGCACCGCCAGAGGCUCCAUCAACAUGCCCAGCGAUCAACGCCCACAAACCCUUAUUGCUGAGACCACACAGGCUGACCUGAGACCAGAUCAGCAGGCCAGACAACAGAUCACCAUUCGGCCGUACGCGACCUUUAACCAGCGCCAACAAAACUACCUGUACAUCUCCAAAGGGGCCAACACAGUGUCCGUAGGAGAGAGACUGUCCCUGAAGCUGACCAUCACUACUGCUGACCAGACACACAAAGACUUAGUCAAACACAUCACCUACCUGGUGCUCAAUAAGGGCAAAAUCAUAAUUGCUGAGCGCAUGGAUGUGACCGAUCAGCUGAUAACCAGCGUUGGGCUGAUAGUCACCCCGGAGAUGAUGCCAUCGUUCCGUUUCGUGGCUUUCUACAGCAUUCCCUGGGUGGGGCGUGACGAGGUGGUGUCAGACUCCAUCUGGAUGGAUGUGGCAGAUUCCUGCGCCGGAGGGCUGAAAGUUGGGCCGGUGAAUGGCAUACCCCGAGACUACACACCCGGGAAGAGCUUUAGUUUUCAGGUCAGGGGUGACCCGGGGGCAAAGGUCAGCCUGGUGGCUGUGGACAACGCUGUCUAUCUGCUCAACAAGGACCGACUCACACAGGGGAAGCUCUGGGACGUGGUGGAGCACGGAGACAUUGGCUGCACCCGCGGGGCAGGCAGAGACGCCACGGGGGUGUUCACAGAUGCGGGACUGCUCUUUGCCUCCAAUGGCGGGUUGAAGACCCAAACCAGACAAGCCCUGCAGUGUCAAGGGAGUGCCAGAAGGAGGCGCUCUGCCGAACUGUUGCAGCGCAAAGCCCAGCUGGAGAGUCACUACAAGGAGAAGCUGCAGAAUCGCUGCUGCAGGGACGGCCUCAGGGAGAUCCCCAUGCCGUACUCCUGCACGCGGCGCUCCCUCUACAUCACUGAGGGCUGGGAGUGCAUCCAGGCUUUCCGCUACUGCUGCGCCACUUACAGGGACCAGGUGUUUGACACUGAAAUUCCCACCACCCCACCACCCACGACCACAGUUCCCCCCACCAGGUCCCCUCUUGUCUUCCAUCGUGCCAUUGCGCGAGAGAAAAUACCCCUCUCCAGACGUACAUUUACUCGGGGAAGUACAGCUACAUCGUCUUUUAUGCCUGGACUACCUGGACCACCUGGAGGGUCUGGACGACCCGGACCACCUGGAGGGUCUGGACGACCUGGACCUGAACUGCACAUGACCUAUACAAAUGUAAACAAAAUGGCAGAGGAGGAAACGUUGUCUGCAAUGGCGGCGGAGGAAGAGGAGGAGGAAGAGUGGGAGUACCUGGAUGAGACUCAGGUGUACCUGCGUUCCAAGUUCUAUGAGUCGUGGCUGUGGAUGGAUGUUAAGCUGCCCAGCGAGGCAGACACAGACGGGUUGGCGUCUAGGAACGUGGACAACGCCUUACCCGACAGCAUCACCGAGUGGGGAGUUCUGGCCAUUAGUUCGUCGCCUCAUACAGGUUUCUGCGUGGCCGAGCCCUACAACGUCAGAGCGUGGAAGCAUUUCUUUGUGGACCUGAAGCUGCCAUAUUCCGUGGCGAGGAACGAACAGGUCGAGAUCAAAGCUGUGAUCCAUAACUACGGCCACGACGACUUGCACGUGAGGGUGGUGCUGAUGAAGACAGAAGGCAUGUGCAGCAUCGCCUUUAAGGACAGACACACGCAGGAGGUGACGCUGGCGGCCGGCUCCUCCGUAGCGGUGCCUUACACCAUCGUACCACUGGUGGUGGGGAAACUCCCUCUGGAGGUGAUGGUAGUCGGCAGAGACAUGAUGGGGGGAGACCGCAUCCAGAAGUUUUUACGGGUGGUGCUGGAAGGAGUGCAAAAGACUGAAGUGUGGAGCGUGGUGUUGAAUCCGUCUGCUGAAGGAGGAGCGCAGACAGUUCAAGUUGGCAAGAUCGAACUGGAGUCAGUUGUGCCAAACUCUAUGCCGGAGACGUUCAUCAAUGUCAGAGGCAACGUGUUGGCAGACAGCAUUGAUAACUCCAUCAGUGAGGACUCUCUGGCGUCUCUUAUCCAGAUGCCUGGCGGCUGCGUGGAGCAGAACUUGGCCAGAAUCACUCUGCCGCUCAUCGCCACCCUCUACCUGGAGCGAACCAACAACUGGGAGAGUGUGGGGGUGCAGCGCAAGGCGGAGGCUAUCCGAUACAUCAGGAGAGGCUACGAGAACCAGCUGGCGUACAGGAAGACUGAUGGCUCUUACCCCCCCUACAGACGCGAAGGUGCAAGUACAUGGAUCACAGCAUACGUGGUGAAGGUGUUCUCCAUGGCUCACUCCAUCAUCGACAUCGACGAGCAGCAGGUGUGUGACCCUCUGCUGUACCUGGUGAAGAACAAACACCGGCUUGUUCAGGGAAAAUUCGUGGAGGACAACCCGGUUUACAGCACCACCAUGACUGGCGGUCUCAGAGGUGACGACCCUGAAACAACCCUGACGGCCUUCGUCCUCAUAGCGCUCGCUGAGGCCAAACAGGCAGGGAUCAACUGCACUCGUCCAGAUGUGAACAUGGAGUUUGUCAUUGGUAAGACAGCCAACUACCUGAAUAAAGCGCUGGCUAGGCAGGGGAGGAGACCGUACACGGUGGCCAUCGCCUCCUACGCACUGGCCCUGCUGCAGAAGGUUCACCAUUACAACCCGGCACGGUCAUUACUCAGAGCAGCAGCCCCAGGUGGCAGCCACUGGGCCGACCGUCACAACAGCUUGUUCACCUUGGAGGCGACCGGCUACGCCCUGCUGGCUCUGGUGAAGUUGGGACGCAUGGAGGAAGCCGCUGCACCCUUCAAAUGGCUGAACAGCCAGCGAAGAAGAGGCGGCGGCUUCGGCUCCACGCAGUCCACCAUGGUGGUGCUGCAGGCGCUGUCAGAGUACCUGAUCAACAGACCCCCUCCCAAUGACCUCAGUCUGGAUGUGGACAUCAGGUUGACAGGACGCAAGGAGAUCCGCUACCAUUUCAACCCCGAGACCGCCUACGCUGCUCGCUCCUCCAGGUUGCCUGCUAAUCUUGAUUUGGAGGUGGUGGCUAGAGGGAACGGACAGGGAAUACUGGAGAUUGUGACCUAUUACAACCAAGUGCAUGAGGUGGACGCGAAGAUGCCCUGCAAGGACUUCGAGCUCAACGUCACUAUCGAAGAAUCCAGCGAAAAGCCUCCAGCAGAUGUAGAAAAGUCCUACCAGAUCACCAUCAAAGUGAGAUCCUUAGGACCCAGAGAUGUCAGGAUGGUGGUCCUGGAUAUCAGUCUGCCCACUGGCUUCACCCCAGAAAACUCAGACCUGGAGAUGUUGUCCAACUCAGUGGACCGCUACAUCAGUAACUUUCGGAUCGUUGAUAACCUGAGUGACAGAGGCUCUCUAAUCAUCCACCUGUUCAAGGUGUCGCACAAAGAGCCAGAGAUCCUGAUCUUCCGGCUGCAGCAGAGCUUCAAAGUGGGCCUCCUCCAACCAUCCUCGGUCACUGUCUAUGAGUAUUACAACCCAGAUCACCGCUGCAGUCGCACCUACACUCCCCGCGAGGACAAAGAGGAGCUCACUCAGAUCUGCAGAGACAACGUCUGCCGCUGCACACAGGGUGACUGCUGCAUCUCCAAAACCGACGGUGAAAAUUUCCCCAACAAAGAAAGAGAGACGUUUGCCUGCAGGAGCUUACACCACGUUUUCCAGGUGAAGGUGCUGAGUGUCAGCCGGAGUUACUACGACAAAUACGAGAUGGAGAUUACACAAGUCAUCAAGCUGGGUGUGGAGGCUGGAGUCACAGUCGGCCAGAAGAGGUUUUUCAUGUCUCACGGAGGAUGCAGAGAGGGGCUCAGCCUGCAGCAGGGCUCCCAGUACCUCAUCAUCGGCCCCAAAGAGGACCAGUGGAACAUUGACAGUGACACUGAGAGGUUCAUCUACAUGUUAGGAAAGGACACCUGGGUGGAGCGCUGGCCUUUGCCUGCUGAAUGCUCCAGCAGUCCCAGCCUGCAAGCUAAGUGCACGGGCCUUACUGAUGCUGCAUAUGAACUGUCUGUCAACGGCUGCAGGCUGUAGAGGUGUCCCAACCAUGCUCCUGCGCCAUUUUCUCGCAAAGAUAUCAAAUAACUGUGUACCCAAAGAUUUAAUGGUCAUUUUAACCCAGCCUCAACAGUAAUAACUUUUUUUUUUUUUAGUUUUGACUGAGAGAAAAGGGAACUGAAAGUGUAGACACUUAUAGCAAUAUACCCAGAAGGGUUUUCUCUACUGUGAUGAUAUUAAAAGAAUGAGGAAGAACUUAACAACACCGGCAGGAACAAGGUAAUAACUGAAGUCAUUAUUAUCGCUAUUAUAGGCUGGCUAAUAAUGCAAUGUGAGCCAAAAUUAAACAUAUUGUUGAGAAAAGGCCGUGAUAAUACAGUAUGCUGUAGAAGAAGACACCAUCUUCAUCAUUCCAAUGAUACAAAGCUCCCACUCAUUUUUACAAAUGUACAGGGUUUUUGAAAUUUAAAGGUCAGUGAAUUCAUGUUUUUAGUUUGAGAGCAUGUCCUGCAUGCAGUAAACACAAAUAGCUAUUCACAGUAUUACUAUGUUGUUAGUUUGAAAAGUUAAAAGAUACUUAAAAUGACCUUGAGGGACUAUGAUUUCGCAGACAAAACAUUCCCUCGUAGUUUCUCUCUCUGUCGGCUGUUAAAACAAUAAGUCAAAGUCCAUCUGUCCAGUACAUUUUUUUCUUCCAUUGGUCUGUGCUACUAAAUUAAAUAUGCUUCCGACAAAUAUGUAAUAAAUUCUCUUUACAAUCAAAAGCUUUAAGUAGUAAAUUUUUUACAGAUCGUUUAGAGCUAACUUGUGUUGACUAAAGAUAAUAAACUGUACUCUUAUAUUAUAUUGUUUUUUUGUAAAUCUAAAUUUGUUCCAAAAAUGUGUGGUCAAGUCUGCAUUCUCAAGCUAGUCUGAAAGAAAGAAAUGUAUUUAAUCAGUAGUUACCUGCUUCAUUAAACAAACUACUUAAUAUAAAUACCAGGCUG